Molecule: messenger RNA, 1023 nt
Organism: Mycena indigotica
Lineage: Eukaryota; Fungi; Basidiomycota; Agaricomycetes; Agaricales; Mycenaceae
Exons: 12
Coding region: 1-1023 (340 amino acids)
Source: RefSeq, a predicted model, not a curated record
AUGGCUGCUCCGUGGCGUAACCCACGAACCGUGCUCUUAUUCGUUGGCCUCUUAUGUCUCUAUUUCUUCUGGCCCUCCAGCAGCAGCUCUACUCCUUUCACCAAGUUCACCUCCUCGUCGACUGAUUCUGCUUCAUAUUAUUCGUCGCUAGACGACGAUGAACUUGCGAGCCGGGUUACACGCUCCGAGAAGAUUUACAACAAGCUCCUCGAAGACCGCAAGGAACUGAUCAAGAAACAUGGCCCAACUCCCAACGACGUCGCACUGUUCCCGCCUGAUAAAGACCCUUGGCCCGCAUAUACAGUAUGGGACUUCUUCCCUGCUGCCUAUAACUGCCCCCACGAGAUUACACGACUCGGCGCGCUUGGUGACGGUGGAAAGUGGGUUUGCGGCAUUUCUCGUGUGGAAGAAAAGCCCGAUUGCAUUGUUUACUCUUUUGGCAUCAAUUACGAGUCCAGCUUCGAAGCAGAAAUCCUAGCUCACACAGAUCAUUGCCAAAUAUGGGGCUACGACUUCAGCGUCCGCUCGUUUGGACCCGAAAUUCCCCUUCUACAGAAGAGCAGAACACACUUCUUUCAGUAUGGCUUAGCAGGAAGCGACAAGCCUGACGAAAAUCCCAAGAUGUACACGCUCGAGACGCUCAUGAAAAUGAACGGGCACACGCACAUCGACAUUCUGAAGAUUGAUAUUGAGCGGUGGGAGUUUGAGACGCUGACUGCGCUUGUCAAGCCCUAUAUCGCCUCGGGGAAGCCUCUGCCUUUUGGACAACUGCAGCUUGAAAUCCAUCUGUGGAAUCUGUCGUUUGCGGAAUAUUUGGCGUGGUGGGAAUCCCUUGAGGCUGCUGGCCUUCGUCCGUUUUGGACUGAGCCCAACUUGGUCUACCAAAACUACAAUCGACCAGGCACAUCAGACUUAGCUGAGUAUUCCUUCUUGAACACCAAGGGCGACAAUAUUUUCAUCACCAAUCCCAAACGACGCAGCGAACCUGAACGGAACCGCAAUGUUCAUGGUCCUACCCCAUAA